AUGAUAAUUUUUAUUCCAGGUAGAGCAGCUUUAAUAUCGAGCCUCACGCGCCAAUCUCCCAGUCAAAAUAUUUCAAAUCGCAAUCGAUUGAUUUCGUCAAGUUCAGCAACUGCCUCGUCGCCGGCGUUUAUUACAAUUGAACCUAGUCAACAGUAUUCAUUCUCAGAUCCGCAUUCUGAACAACCAUCGACUAAUGCUAGUGUAGCAUCGACACCAUCGACAAGUCGUCGCGCAUCGACAUCUGACACCAGUGAAUUACCACAAAGAGAUAGUACUAAAUCUAAUUGUAGUAUAACAGCAUCCAAAAGUUUACUUGAAUGGCAUGAACAGCCAGUAGAUCUCAGCGAACAACCGCCUCUUCCCGAAAGAGGACGCGUUCAUAUUCUUUCACCAAAUACUGACCGAACGGCUGCUCGGUUUUUUGUUGACAAUGACCUAGCAAGUUUGAUGCUGCCAAAUGGAGAAUCGACCACGGAAGAAACUAUAACUAAAACUGAACCCACAACUAAUCCAUCGGAUAACAAUGAGAGUACAUAA
Rotaria socialis is the source of this 537-nucleotide messenger RNA. Lineage: Eukaryota; Metazoa; Rotifera; Eurotatoria; Philodinida; Philodinidae. The record is from the annotation of a GenBank genome assembly.